This is a messenger RNA of Pecten maximus, 7875 nucleotides long. Its product is annotated as cubilin-like. The record is from RefSeq and is a predicted model, not a curated record. Bases 1 to 6486 code for a protein of 2161 amino acids. The transcript is spliced from 43 exons. Lineage: Eukaryota; Metazoa; Mollusca; Bivalvia; Pectinida; Pectinidae.
AUGGACAGCAGUUGUGGCUACGAUUACUUAGAGAUUGAAGGUCCAGCAACUACUACCAGAAAAAUAUGUGGCCAACAGUUUUCUAAUCCUCUCAUCACAUUUAACGAUACCAGUUUCAACAUCACUUUCUCUUCCGAUGAUGAGGGGGUACACAAUGGAUUUGUGUUUAGCGUGGUCCUAGACAAGCCAUGCACUGUUGAUACUCCAACGAUGCUUACAGCCGACACAAAUGUGAAAAGUUUCAACUCUAUAUAUUAUCCUAACAACUACACGUGGAACAGACAGACGGGUAACUACACAUGUGAAUGGCACAUUGAGGCUAGUGACGGUAUUGCUGGGAUUCUAUUGUACCUAGACUUAGGCGGACUAAGUAGUGGAACCACUCUAAAUGUUUACCAAGGAUGUGACAAUAAUGGAGUUAAACUCUAUCCCCCGUCUGACGUAGAUCCGGAUGUGGCAACGCCGCCAGUUCAGAGAGAAGUUGGCACCGGAAAUUCAACAUUCGUAGAGUUUUCUGUCGGAUCGGCAGGAGGACUAGGUUUUCAGAUACAGUAUUUAUCGGUAGCCGCUACUGAUAAUUCGGCAGCGUGCACUGCGUCAGCAUCCUCUCCGGCGACUUUAGAGGCAAACGACACGCUUCAGUACCUGACCAGUUCUAAUUUCCCAGAUGUUUACCCAUCAUCAUUGGAAUGUCACUGGAACAUAACAGAUGGCGGUACCAACAGAGGGGUGAUUUUGACAGUAGAGUUUAACCACUUUGCUACCUCGUGUCAGGAUUAUCUAAUGAUCAGUGGAGGUUCCGAUACGACAGGCACUAAAGUGUGUAGCGACAAUUUCAAUACUUCAGCGAUGGUUUUCAAAAACACAUCUUUUCAAUUAAUGUUUAAUUCUGAUGAAUUUAGCAACGCUAGUGGAUUUGUAUUAAGUUAUAUCCUUGAUGCGCCGUGUAAGGGAGCAGUGACUAUGAUAAAGCCAGAACUUCCUAUAAUGACGAUCUCCUCGCCUGGAUAUCCUUCAUUUUAUCCCGGAGUUGGAAGAAGCGGUGGUUAUGUCUGUAAGUGGCACAUUGAAGCUGAAACCAACGACACAGGAAUUUUAAUCAAAUACGCAUUUGAUGCACUUCAAGCUGGUGAUAAUCUGGCUCUGUACGAAGGAUGUGAUAACAGUGGAGUACAGAAAUCCAUACCCAACAACGACAUCAGAUUUCGACGAAAUGGGAAUAGUGGCGUGUUAUCGUUUAUCGGUUCAGCAUAUAUCGAGUUUACUGUGACAUCGUCUACUGGUGAUUCAGGACUGCAAAUGUUUAUGACAGCACAAAAACCUAGCGACAACACGGAAGCAUGUAGUUCCAAUGGUACAGUUGUAGUAGCCACUAAGGAUGUCCAAUAUUUUACCAGUGCAGACUUUCCUAAUCAAUAUAAAAAAAACGACAAAUGCAAAUGGUAUAUUUCUGGUGGAAAUUCCGGAGAAACUGUGAUUUUAACUAUCGAGUUCUACGACAUAGAACAUGACAGCAGUUGUGGCUACGAUUACUUAGAGAUUGAAGGUCCAGCAACUACUACCAGAAAAAUAUGUGGCCAACAGUUUUCUAAUCCUCUCAUCACAUUUAACGAUACCAGUUUCAACAUCACUUUCUCUUCCGAUGAUGAGGGGGUACACAAUGGAUUUGUGUUUAGCGUGGUCCUAGACAAGCCAUGCACUGUUGAUACUCCAACGAUGCUUACAGCCGACACAAAUGUGAAAAGUUUCAACUCUAUAUAUUAUCCUAACAACUACACGUGGAACAGACAGACGGGUAACUACACAUGUGAAUGGCACAUUGAGGCUAAUGACGGUAUUGCUGGGAUUCUAUUGUACCUAGACUUAGGCGGACUAAGUAGUGGAACCACUCUAAAUGUUUACCAAGGAUGUGACAAUAAUGGAGUUAAACUCUAUCCCCCGUCUGACGUAGAUCCGGAUGUGGCAACGCCGCCAGUUCAGAGAGAAGUUGGCACCGGGAAUUCAACAUUCGUAGAGUUUUCUGUCGGAUCGGCAGGAGGACUAGGUUUUCAGAUACAGUAUUUAUCGGUAGCCGCUACUGAUAAUUCGGCAGCGUGCACUGCGUCAGCAUCCUCUCCGGCGACUUUAGAGGCAAACGACACGCUUCAGUACCUGACCAGUUCUAAUUUCCCAGAUGUUUACCCAUCAUCAUUGGAAUGUCACUGGAACAUAACAGAUGGCGGUACCAACAGAGGGGUGAUUUUGACAGUAGAGUUUAACCACUUUGCUACCUCGUGUCAGGAUUAUCUAAUGAUCAGUGGAGGUUCCGAUACGACAGGCACUAAAGUGUGUAGCGACAAUUUCAAUACUUCAGCGAUGGUUUUCAACAACACAUCUUUUCAAUUAAUGUUUAAUUCUGAUGAAUUUAGCAACGCUAGUGGAUUUGUAUUAAGUUAUAUCCUUGAUGCGCCGUGUAAGGGAGCAGUGACUAUGAUAAAGCCAGAACUUCCUAUAAUGACGAUCUCCUCGCCUGGAUAUCCUUCAUUUUAUCCCGGAGUUGGAAGAAGCGGUGGUUAUGUCUGUAAGUGGCACAUUGAAGCUGAAACCAACGACACAGGAAUUCUAAUCAAAUACGCAUUUGAUGCACUUCAAGCUGGUGAUAAUCUCGCUAUGUACGAAGGAUGUGAUAACAGUGGAGUACAGAAAUCCAUACCCAACAACGACAUCAGAUUUCGACGAAAUGGGAAUAGUGGCGUGUUAUCGUUUAUCGGUUCAGCAUAUAUCGAGUUUAAUGUGACAUCGUCUACUGGUGAUUCAGGACUGCAAAUGUUUAUGACAGCACAAAAACCUAGCGACAACACGGAAGCAUGUAGUUCCAGUGGUACAGUGGUAGUAGCCACUAAGGAUGUCCAAUAUUUUACCAGUACAGAUUUUCCUAAUCAAUAUAAAAAAAACGAAGACUGCAAGUGGUAUAUUACUGGUGGAAAUUCCGGAGAAACUGUUAUUUUAACGAUCGAGUUCUACGACAUAGAGCGUGACAGCAGUUGUGGCUACGAUUACUUAAAGAUUGAAGGUCCAGCAACUAAAACCGAAACAAUAUGUGGCCAACAGUUUUCUAAUCCUCUCAUCACAUUUAACGAUACCAGUUUCAACAUCACUUUCUCUUCCGAUGAUGAGGGGGUACACAAUGGAUUUGUGUUUAGCGUGGUCCUAGACAAACCAUGCACAGCCGAUACUCCAACGAUGCUUACAGCGGACAUAAAUGUGAAAAGUUUCAACUCUAUAUAUUAUCCUGACAGCUACACAUGGAACAGACAGACAGGAAACUACAAAUGUGAAUGGCACAUUGAGGCUGGUGACGGCGCGGCUGGGAUCUUACUUGACGUAGACAUGGGAGGACUAAGUAUCGGCACACAUCUAAACAUACAUGAAGGAUGCGGCAACACUGGAACGAGGCUCUAUCCGGCUGCAAAUGCACAAGUUACAACAGCAGAGCGGAUACAGAUCGCCACAGGGAACUCUACAUUCAUUGAAUUCAUUGUCGGAUCAGCAGGAGGUCAAGGGUUUCAGAUAAAAUAUCUGUCAAUUACUGCUACUGAUAAUAGCGUAGCAUGUUCUGGUAUCGCUGUCGGCAAAUUAAACGCAACAGACUCUUUACAAUACAUUACAAGCAGUGAUUUCCCUCAACUGUAUCCUAGAGACUUAUCCUGCAAAUGGGAAAUCAACGAUGGAGCCUCUGGUAGGGGUGUUUUCCUUAACCUCCUUCUGUACCACAUUGAGUGUGCGAAUGACAAACUGGAUUUAACAGAUGGCGAUGGGACGACAACAACAAAGUGUAGCGACGAGCUCAUUUUGUCUCCUGAGAAUUUUACAAGUAGUAGUUUUGUUUUGGAUUUCCUUUCCAACGCUGCUGUACAAAAACAUGGAUUUGUUUUAAGUUACAUACUAGGCCCGCCAUGCACUGGAAAUGAAAUCCGGCUGGUGGCAAGUGAAAACAUCCAGGAAUUUUCCUCCCCUUUGUAUCCAGUCAAUUAUCCAAGUGCAAUUCCUAUCGGACCAUAUAUAUGUAUCUGGCGCAUUGAAUCAUCUGACAACGUCGCAAAGAUACUGUUAACCGUCGAAAUACAGAAUUUGACUGACGGGAAUACUUUGGAGAUUUUAGAAGGUAGCCUUGGGGUUACUAGACUGACCUCACCGUUGGAGACAGGAGUGUCUCCAGGAAUGUCUGCAGUGGUCCGAUUCUCUGUUACGACUUCCGGAAGUAGUGGGUUCAUCAUAAAAUACAUGGAACAGCGACCUAUCGAUACUACACAGGCCUGCAGCGCUUCAAACCUCCAGAUUACUGCCACGUCAAGCCCAGGUUAUCUUACAAGUCCAAACUUUCCAGAUUUGUAUCCAAAUAAUCAGCAAUGUACGUGGAAUAUCGAUGACGGUGGCACGCACAGGGGAGUCAUCCUUCAGCUCCUUCUUUAUGAGAUCCAGAAUUCAACAAAUUGUCAAAAAGAUGAGCUUGCAAUACGAGCAGGGCCAACAAAAGACGAGACAAAGGUUUGCUUCGACACAUUAGUAACAACAACUCAAAAUUUUACUGAUAGCAGUUUUGAAAUUUACUUCAAGACUGAUUCAACUGUCACAAAACAUGGAUUUCAACUACGGCAUAUCGUGGGUGCCCCCUGCAAUGAUUCUGUUAUUGAACUCAACUCCGUCUCGGAAUUAAAGCAAUUUGUAUCUCCUGAAUAUCCUGCGUAUCCAGGAUCAUUGUACACGGGACCGUACACGUGCUACUUUGUUAUUACACCCCAGAACGGUGCUGACGGAAACCUCAUGUCCCUUAACCUAUCUGGAAUCGACGCUGCUGACAAUAUAGUGAUAUAUGAUGGAAGGAAUAGUUCUGGGAUUAAGCUUUUCCCAAGCAACCGCAAGAAACGUUCAACUGGUAUCACAAACCAGGUCUUGGUACGCAAUUCUGGAUCUAGUGCAUUCAUAGAAUUUACUGUAAAUAGCCCGAUGGGAUCAACUGGAUUUGUUGUGGACUAUGUCUCACAUCCCGUAACAAAUAAUACCGGAGCAUGCAGCACUUCUACUACUCAACUGGUUGCAACUUCUACAAUACAGUAUAUUACCAGCACCAACUUCCCGGCCAUUUAUCGCAGUGACCAAAACUGCACUUGGCAUAUAUCAAAUGCUAACUCGGGAAUCAAUGUUUUGUUCACGCUCAUCACCUACCAGAUUCAGGAACAGGGUUCUUCAUGUGAUGGAGAUAGGCUCAACAUUCAACAGGGCCCAGGAAGGACUCCUAACAUCAGGUGCAGUAACGCCCUAUCACUGACACCCGAAGUGUUUAAAAGUAGCAGUUUUGAUAUAGAAUUCCUAUCUGACAAUACCACGACCACGAACGAACAUGGCUUUCUCUUCAGUUAUAUUUUGGAUAUCCCGUGCAAAGGUGGACCGACACAGCUUUCGGCCGAUAUCACGUUAAGGAAUUUCAGCUCUCCGGAAUACCCAAACUAUUAUCCAAGCACUGCCUUUAUCGGGAAUUACACAUGUGAGUGGGUGAUACAAGCACAGGAACCUGGGGCUGGUAUUCUUUUACUAUUAACCAUUGACGGACUGAACGCUGGUGAUACGGUACUAGUAUAUUCAGGGACCAACGAUACCGGGACACGGCUUUAUCCGACAACAAUCAAUCUGCAAGCAAAUACCAGUGCCUCCACAUUUCAUUUUGCUCCGGGCAGUUCAGCUUUCGUAUCUUUCACAGCAACAACUACUGCCAACAUGGGAUUCAAUGCUCUUUAUAUGGCGAUAAAACCCAGUAAUACGUCCGUUGCCUGUUCUAACAACGGUUUACAGCCAUUGGUCGCCACAACAGGUGUUCAGUACAUCACAUCACCAAGUUUUCCUGAUAUAUACACUUCUGGUCUCUCGUGUCGCUGGACAAUAUCGACUGGAGGCGUGAAUGCGGAUGUUAUCAUGACAGUUACUGUGCUCCACACAGAGAGCGAUGUGUGUUCCAACGAUACUCUUGUGGUCAAAGGAGCAGGUGCUAGUGCGAAAAUUUUAUGCAGUGAGCAGGUAUCAACGACUGCUAUAGAGUACCACUACAGGAACUUCGAUAUUCAAUUCAUAACUAAUAAUGGCGAUAACAACAGAGGCUUUGUGAUCAGCUAUAUUCUCGGUCCAGAAAAAAACAAGUAUAUCUGGAGUGAGAUGCUUGCAAUAGCGAUAGCGGCUUCAGUUGGUCCAGCAGUGCUCUUUUUGGUACUCGCUAUCGUGAUAAUAGCCUACCUCAAACGAAAUAUGACUGUUCGUAAACAUCAAUCGCCAACCAGUUUGCGUUCAUAUACAAACGGUGGAUUUAUAAAUAGUCGUGCGUCCGCAAAUGGCCUCACUAAUGGAGAUUUACACAUUGUCAAAACAGAGCAGGAAACAGCGCCACCCUGGAUAAAAAUGUUUCGGUCACCAUCGCCAAGUCCGUACAGCCGCUAUGAUCGUCCGCAUAGUAAAUAACGUUGUCAUCUGAAUUUGAUAUUAAAACAAUCAGGAUUUCCUGCAGGAAAUACAAAUACGUCAUUAUACUCUGUUGGUGCCUAUGGAUUAAUCUGUAUAGUCUUAACUGCACCAAUACUUUCGCCCACUUACAGAAUAUUGUUGAAAUCCAAUGUUUACCACGAACAUUCAUUUACUCAUAUCGUAUAUGAUAAAUAUAAACGUACAAAACAAAAUAUAUAAAAAAUAUUAUUAUCAAAAUAUGUAAUCAUGGAAUGAUAUUCUGACAAUAUCAUUAAGAAAAGCAUGCAAAAUUUUGUGUGUCGAUUUUUAAAAACUAUUUAACUUGAGUUAUAAGGAUCAUGCUGUGAAACGUUUACUACCAUACCACACGUGUUCACGAAUGAUAAGAUGCAGUAGUGAAUAUGAGAUUAAGGACGUGUUAAUGAAUGGUAAAACAAAGUAAGUGUUAACGGAUGGUGAAACAAAAAAAAAAAGUGUUAACGAAGGAUUAUAUUAAGGACGUGUUAAUGGAUGGCGAAACAACGGAAGUGUUAACGGAGGAUAAGACAAAGGAAGUGUUAACGAAUGGUGAAACAAAAGAAGUGCUAACGGACGAUAAGAUGCAAUAGUUUUAACGAAGGAUGCGAUUAAGGACGUGUUAACGGACAAAGGGAUAAAGGACGUGAAAACAGACGAUGAGACCAAGGAAGUAAAAACGGACGAUGAGAUAAAGAGCAUGCUAACAGACGAUGAGACAAAUGAAGUAAAAACAGACGAUGGGAUGAAGGACGUGCUAACGGACGAUGAGACAAAUGAAGUAAAAACAGACGAUGGGAUGAAGGACGUGCUAAUGGACGAUGAUAAUAAGGGCGUGAUUGUAACCUGCUAACGAACGACGAGAUUAGAAAAUUAUAAUAAACAAAUGGAGGAUUUCAUUUCACUGUGACAUUUUGUAUGUUGGAAGUAAGGUAACACUUGCUCCAAAUUGUUUAUUGACUGACUUUAUUAUGUAAGGAGAUCGAGUAGGAGAUGUGUUCAUAAUUUAUAAAGUGUUUGAUUUUACAAAUGCUUUCUUCGCAUUACGUUUUCGCUCCCUAGAGAGCUUAAGUCUGUGUGUUCUCCGGCAUAAUUUGUAAGCAUUUUGAAAAGUAAACAACGUUAGCCGUUGUUAGCAUUGACUGGCUUUUGAAAAGGUUCAGGCAAUAAUAUUAUAAAGUGCAGUGAUUUACACCAACAUCAAAAUAUGGUGAUUUUAUUUAAGUUAUGUUCUAUACAAAAGGUUCAGUACAUCUGGCUACAACUAUAUACUGUAUUUUAUAUCAAUAACAGUAAAAUGUUAUUUUGUAAACCUUAUGAACGGAGUGAGUGCUGUUCAUUUUAUAUAAAUACCAUAUAGUCGCAGGUUUA